Messenger RNA from Helianthus annuus (common sunflower), 1526 nucleotides. Its product is annotated as glycosyltransferase BC10. The transcript is spliced from 3 exons. The record is from RefSeq and is a predicted model, not a curated record. Gene Ontology annotation, molecular function: glycosyltransferase activity. Lineage: Eukaryota; Viridiplantae; Streptophyta; Magnoliopsida; Asterales; Asteraceae. Gene Ontology annotation, cellular component: membrane. Bases 304 to 1452 code for a protein of 382 amino acids.
UCUCUUCAUACGUUUGGCAUUCUCUCGUAUGUAUAUACUCUUUGCAUCCAGACACAACGUCCUUUUCUCUAUCAACCAGUUGUCGUGUUGGUUACAAAAUCAGCUGCAAUAGUACCACCCAACCCAUUCUUUUCUUACUAUUAUUGUUGUUCCAUGGUCUCUUUCUUUCUUUUCCCCACCAAUUCAAGCCAAGGGUACAAGAUGGGUCAGAAAUCUAUUAAUGAUCCAUAAAUCACCAUACCCACAAGCAAAAUCUUAUUUUUAAGUGUUAUGAAGAUAAAAUCCUGAUAAUUACUGUUAUCAAUGGAGGAUGGCAAAGACCCUACUGCUAUCACUACAGUUAUCAGUAGACCGAACCAAUCUAGGGCUUUGCCACAAAGGCUUAUACAGCUGCUUGCCUUAUUUCUUAUUUUGUGUUUUACCGUUUCGUUAUUUAGUAUAUAUAUGAUCCGUAAAACCGGAGUUGUUACAACGGUAACUACAGCAAUCCCCAUUUUACAACCGUGUAUCCAAGAGAUCAACAAUCUUGACCGUUGGAUCACACCUCGUUCGAACCUUAUCCAUACAAUGAGUGAUAAGGAGCUGUUUUGGAGAGCUUCUUUUGUGCCACAAGUGAAGAGAUAUCCAUUUGCAAGAGUCCCAAAGAUUGCAUUUAUGUUCUUGACUAUAGGGCCGUUACCAUUGGCUCCUUUGUGGGAAAGGUAUUUUAAGGGGUAUGAGAGUCUUUAUUCGAUAUACAUUCAUUCGCUUCCGUCGUAUGAGCCCCGUUUUCCAUCGACAUCUGUUUUUUAUAACAGACAGAUACCAAGUCAGAUAGCCGAAUGGGGUAGAAUGAGCAUAUGUGAUGCCGAAAGAAGAUUAUUAGCAAACGCACUUCUCGACAUCUCAAAUGAAUAUUUUAUUCUUGUAUCCGAAUCAUGCAUUCCCCUCUACAAUUUCACUACAAUUUAUCAUUACAUAACUCAAUCCAAAUACAGUUUCAUGGGCUCUUUUGAUGACCCGGGACCAUAUGGUCGGGGUCGGUAUGACCCAAACAUGUUACCAGAAGUCAACAUCUCCCAAUGGAGAAAAGGGUCCCAAUGGUUUGAAGUCAACCGUAAACUCGCAUCAAUCAUAAUAUCCGACGUUACAUAUCACCCAAAAUUCUCGGAGUUUUGCAGGCCCCCUUGUUACGUCGAUGAACAUUAUUUCCCGACUCUGUUAGCGAUCAGGGCACAGAAUCUGUUAGCAAACAGGAGUUUAACUUGGGUUGACUGGUCACGAGGUGGGGCCCACCCAGCAACAUUUGGGGCAAAUGAUAUUACAGAGGCGUUCAUGAAUAAGCUUCAUGAAGGACGAGAAUGUCUUUAUAACGAUGAGCCAUCUUUCGUAUGUUAUCUGUUUGCUAGGAAGUUUGCUCCUAGUACUUUACAACAACUGCUUCUUUUUGCACCAGAAUUUUUGGGGUAUUGAUUUAAUCUGAGAUUGGUGAGUUUGAAGCAGUUUCUUUAGGUGUACAGAUGAUAAUAUGAAUACUUUUUUCUAUA